Messenger RNA from Patiria miniata (bat star), 3066 nucleotides. RefSeq lists its product as uncharacterized. The record is from RefSeq and is a predicted model, not a curated record. The transcript has a single exon. The coding region runs from base 1 to 3066 and encodes 1021 amino acids. NCBI's taxonomy places the organism in Eukaryota, Metazoa, Echinodermata, Asteroidea, Valvatida, Asterinidae.
AUGGAUCCUGGCCGACCUCCCUCCAUUCGCAGUGGAAUCUCACACAACUCCUCAGCUAGAUCGUCCAGGUCGGAGAUCGUAAAGCGUCUUGCCGAACAGGAGUCACGCAGGAAACUUGAGGAGCUCCGGAGAAAAGCAGAUGAGGAGAAAGCAAGGGUCCAAUUCCAGGCCAUGCAGAGGGGAAUUGAGAUUGACUCAGACUAUAGGCAGGCAGAGAUUCAAGUAGAGACUGAGAGACUGCAACAUGAACUUGAUGUUGUUGAACAAGAAGAGCAAAAUCAAAUGGAGUCAGGUCAUAACUUGCCGGGUCGGGAUGAGUCAAUCAAAAAUAGAACAAGUACAUGGGUAAACAACGGGGUAAGUAUCUCUGAGCCCACCGUGUUUACGCCGGCUGAUACUAAUACCUCAGUGAAUCCUUGCACAUAUAUGCCAGUGUCUGCGCCAUUGCUGCAGCCCAGCAUUGCCACCUCCAUGACAAGUUACGUUUCUCACGGGGCGGCGAGCGCGCAAGCAACAAGUUCCUUGCCACAUUCCUUUAACCCAAAUCUUCCCGCAUUUUUACCUAACACCAUGUUAGUUCAGUCUUUACCCACAGUUCGUUUGUUCAAUGGUGUACCAGUUGCACAGUUCCCGUCUACCAGUGGCGCACCAACAACAAAAGGAUUGGGUGGUCAGUGCUCAACGCAACGUGGUCCUCCUAGUCAGCAGCCUGCAGGGAACGACAAGGGUCCGGGACCGCCAACCAGUAGAGCAGACGUUUCCAGUGGUGAAGAGCAGAGUGAACCAAGUUCCUCGGGUGAUGAUGACCCAUCAGAGGGUGAUAGAGGUAACAAGCAUUCAUGCUGUCCUAAGGGAACUUCCAAAGCGACGGACAAGCCCCUAACUCCUGUUGCCAAUGCCAGUAACAGUCCUGUGACAGCUUUCACAGGCCCAUACGGCUGUGGCUUUGGAAUUUGGGACAGUCUCCCGAAGCUGGACAUCCCUAAGUUUGACAGUGAGCAUGAUGUUAGGCAGUACGUUACCUUUAGGACAUUGUGGGACAGCAUCAUGAAGGGCCCUAUGUGCCACCUACCAGAGGCCACCAAGUUCACCUACCUGAGAAGUCACCUUGGAGGUCGUCCACUUGCUAUCGCCGAUCGCAACCUCAUCUUGGGAGAUGGAGCAUAUGCCGCCACAAUGAAGCAGUUUCACAAGGCAUAUGGAGAUCCAGCACGAAUAAUCCAAGGCCUACUCGAUCAGCUAGAGUCUCGUCCUGUCCUGGCUCACAACGAUUGGUCUGGACUCCGUGACUUCUCUGAUGAGCUAGCUACUGCAGUAGAGACAGCAGAAAAAUUCGACUUCCGCGAUGAACUUAAGCAUCAUCGCUAUGCCACUGAACUGGUAAAGAAAUUACCUGAAAGGCUGCAUUCAGAGUUCCUUUCCAAAAUGUGGAAUCAAGACCAAGGUAUAAAAUACACCGUACAUCAUCUCAGCCAGUGGUUAAAAAAGAAGACCGGUCCUGCUGGUUUGAUCCUCCUAGAAAGGGCAAGCAAGUCGAAGUCCACCAGGGAGUCCUCACCGUGGAAGAGUCAAGGGCAGAAGAGGUCUUCUGGAAGCCAACCACAUCCAUCGAGGUCUUACAUGGCCCAAGCUGGUCCUCAGUCGACAGCAGCUACGCCAACAAUCAAGAAUAAGAAGGCCAACUGGGAGGCUAAGGCCCAAAGUCCAAGCAAAACAUCUGCAAUGACUCCUGAGAGGAUAACUUGUCUGUACUGCAAAGUAAAAGAGACAGGCCAUUACCUGGAGACUUGCGAAAAAUUCAAGGGACUGAAACGGGACCAGAAACUCCAGUGGUUGACAACAAACCAGCGCUGCAGAAAAUGUGCUAAGAAGCACGAAAAGGAUUGCCUGUAUCCAAAAAAGUGUGAAGAAUGCCACGCUGACCAUCGCACCAGUCUCCACGAACUCAAUGAGCCAACAGUAAAAGAAGCUGUAUUGUGCUCAGGAGUUGGGCCCAGUCCAAGAGUUGACUACAACCGUGAUGUGCUGAUCAAAGUUGUACCACUCACUGUUCAUGGACCUGGGGGUAGCAUUGACACCUUCGGCGUGUUGGAUGAAUGCGCCGAAAGGACCAUGGUUCUCCAGUCAGUUGUGGAACAGUUGGAUAUUUCAGGCCACAAAGAGAAUCUUUGCAUUACCACAGUGAUGGGCGACACUAGAUGGAAGGGAGAAUGUGUCAACUUUCAGGUCUCGGCUCGGGGAGACAGUGAAAAGUAUGCUAUACAGUGCGCAUUCACUGCCCCAGAUGUUCAACUGGUCGAUUACAGUGUAUGCGCAGAACAGCUACAAGACAAGUGGCCUCACUUAAGAGGGCUAGCCUUGUUUUCUGCCCAUAGAGUUCAACCGUCUGUGCUAAUCGGUGCAGACCAUGUUGAACUCACGCUCUCAUCUGAAGCCCGCUCUGGUCCAAAGUCUAGUUCACCUGUGGCGGUGAACACCUUGUUUGGCUGGACUGUUCUUGGUCACCAAGGUCUGCAGAUCCCUGGCAAAACUUUGGAAGGCCAAAGGGUUUUGUUCACUUCAUGCACCUUACAGCAACCAGACCAGAAGCUGCACCAGAUGAUGGAGCAAUUUAUGACAGUUGACAAGUUACCGCAGGUAAAUGAGAAACAAGCAACCCGCUCAAGGAACGACAAGUUGGCCAUAAGCAUCUUGGAGGAGAACACCAAGGAAGUUGAAGUUGAUGGUGUGAAACGACUAGAGACCCCGCUUUUGUGGAAACCUAACCACCAGAGACCUUCCAAUCUCCCACAAGCAGUACUGGCAUUGGCCCGCUCAAACCAGAGGAAAAUUGAACGGAACCCAGAUUUGUCUGAUUAUUGUCGCUCAUACAUCCAGAAGCUCCAAGACCAGGGACAAGUGAGGAACCUUGGACCGGUGGAUGAUUUGUCGGCAGACCAGCAACGGGGUUGGUACAUUCCAUGUCAUGUUGUGCACAGCAGUGGAAAAAACCGUCUCUUUUCAAUUGCUCGUUUGAGUGUGGUGGACAGAGCCUCAACCAUGAAUUGCUUGCUGGUCCAACUUUAG